ACAGUGCUUCACAAAAAUCACUGGAAAAAAACUGAAUGAACAAAUAUAAAGGUAUUAAAUUCAGUUCCAUUUUAAAAGCCAAAUCAUAACAUAAUAAACUCGAGAUCUUAAACUUCAUAGAGAAACAACAGUUCCCACAAUGAGCAAACACUUUGUGGAGGGAAAUAACUCAUGAGCUUCUGUUGUUCGAGUUUGACCUUUAGUGCGAGAUUGGAACUUGUUUUUGUGAUGUGUGUGUGUGUAAGUGUAUGUUUACUUAUGUGUGUUUUUAUUGACUUUAUGACUUUAAAGCCUCUGUUUGUCUUGAGGUGACUUCACUUCCACUCCGCUACGCUAGGGGGCGGUGUUUACAUCAAAGUGCGGUAACUAUACGUCUUGAGUAAACACGAAGAAGAAGCGCGUCGGGAGGAAAACAUGGCCUCCGCCGCAGACUGCGGAGGGAAACCUCUGCAAAACGCCAUGAAAAUGGCCAAAGUUGCGAUCCAGCUGGACGGAGGAAGCAAGCACAAGGUAGAGAAGCUCCACAGCUGCACGGACCCGACCUUACACCGACUAACACCCCGGAUAUCAGCACGGGACCCGGGCUGGAGACAUGAGGCCUACUGUGAAUACCUCCGGACCAUCAACUACAUAUCACACGCACUGCUGGAGGAAGCUGCGCCGCAACAGGAGAGGGAGGUGGUGGUGGUGGAGGUGGAGCGGAUGUUGAGGCUCGCUGAGCAGUGUCUGGAGCGAGCCAAGUCCUUUAUAGAGAAGAGUGCUGACCCCCUUGACCUCUCAGCCGCUGCUUCCUGUUCACCUGCCCAAUCAGAACCCCAUCAGACCACAGACCUCCCAGUUGCCACAGCUGCAGACACUGGAACGAGCCCAACCAAGACCGGUCACCGCCGGUCGGUGUCAGACGGCGGCGGGGAGCCCCCCCCGUUCCUCCCCCCCGACGUCUUCCAGAAGCUACAAACCGAGGAGUCACAUGACACGAGCAAAAAGGAGCUGACACCCAUUGAACAAGCUUCUCGUCUGAACCAGAAGUUAAAAGCAAACUAUGAAGCUCGUCUGGCGAGACUCCCCCCGGGACAGGCCAAUCAGAAGACGUCUUUGAAGCUGUCCCUCCAGCGGCAGAUGAUGGAGAACCUCAUCAUAGCCAAGGCGCGGCAGGAUGCUCUUCAGAGGAAGAUGGAGGAGCGGAGACUCCGGCUGCAGGAAGAAGCAAACAGGAGGUUCUCAGCGUCUGGGGCGAUGACUGCAGAGGAGCAGGAGCAGCGCUCUCUCUACACCAACGUGCUGGAGUAUGAGCAGGACCAUGAUUGGCCCAAACUGUGGAAAGCAAACAUGGAGGGGAAUCCUGAGGAUGUCACCUUAGUGUCCCGUCUGGUCUCCUACCUGCUCAGCCGGUCCGACCACCCGGUGGUGAAGCUGCUGAGGAAACAUCAGUACCGUGUUUACAACCGGCUCUACCCCAUCGUGAGUAAAGGGCGGAGUCGUGCCCUGCUGCUCCGACCUGCUCCGCCUCCAGAGACCCAGAGGAGGAGCCUCAGCACCGUGAGCUUCAGCACCGGCCUGGCGUCCCCCCCGUCUCGUGACUUCCACGCUGACUCUGACGAGGAGGGGGAGGAGCCUCACACCCAGGCGUCAGUGGACCGGGAGAACUCGUUUGAAGAUCUUGAGCAGUUUCUGACUCAGCUGGACUGGACUCCGCCCGACGGCAGCGCAGAAGACGCCGUCUCCGAGUCCGAGCCGACCUGUGACCCCUCGACCCUGAGCGAGGUCCAGGGGCAGGAGAUGAGGGCCCUGAAGGAACAUCUGAAGGCCACCGUGAAAGACAUUCACAUCGCUAUCGAUCAGCUUCUGUCUCUGUGUCUGCUGUCGUUUGAGUGUCUGAACACGUCCAGCUCCAAAGACCUGUGCCUGGCCAGCAUCGAGGAGGCCUUCUUCACCCCCCUGUGGAGCGCCCUGCUGACGCUCUUCAGGAAGGUCAACAUGGAGAGAGAACAGGCCUUUGAGACGAGUAUGACACUUUACCAGGAUGCCUCACCUGGAGACAUCGGCGUUCCCCUGAAAUUAUUCCCCCAAGAACCCGAUGCACUGCAAGGUUCCUACCCCUACGAGUCGGCUGUUCAGGAGCUCAAGCUGCUCCUGAACGACUGCUGCCCUCAGAAGAAGCUGGAGUGUAUCGUUCGAACCCUACGUGUGAUCUGUGCCUGUGCAGAGGAUUACCGGUGUCUGCACGAGGGCGACUCCGCUCACAGAACUGCCGCCAUUGGAGCCGAUGACCUGCUGCCCAUCCUGUCCUACGUGGCCCUGCGGAGCCAGUGUCCUCAGCUGCUGUCUGAAUGUGCAGCUCUAGAGGAGUUCAUUCACGAAGGCUACCUGAUCGGAGAGGAGGGCUACUGCCUGACCUCGCUGCAGAGCGCCUUGGCCUACGUGGAGUCUCUGCACUCAGCUGCAGCUCCGCCUCCUGAGGACAAGCUCGGAUGAGACGGGAAACGAGUCAAACCUGUUGGAACUGAGGUUUAAAUGUGAAUGAGACGAGCGCAUGUGCUUCAGCAGAGUGUGCAUGUGACGUGGGGGGGGGGGGGCUGCUGUAUAAAACCUGGAGGGACAGAAUGUGGGAAACAGCAGCAGAACCAACUUCACCCUGAGGAACUGGAAUCAAGCUUUUUCCCUCCGGAGACUUUAGAGCUGACAUGAAUGACCUUUGGCUGAUGAGGCGUUCAGGGGUCACUGGAUAUUUGAGUUGUUGGAGGUCAGUUCAGUGGAUGAGCUGCUGUGAAGUAACUUGUCUUUCACACGCAGGACAAAUGAGAGCUGCUAUUUAUUAUAGGUUAGAAAACUGUUGCACUUUGUUAGUUACUGAGUUUUGCCUGUGAGACGUGUUUCAAGUCUCAGUCGACCUUUUCAAUUUCAGUUUUCAUUCUUAUUUUUAACAAAGCAAAGCUAAAAGUUUCACAGCCUGUUUUAUACUUUUACCCGUUUCUCAAUGAAAACCCGACUGAUGCUUCUGAGGUCUACGAUGGUGAAGGGAUUGUGUCAUAUUGAUGAGUUCAUACUUUUAAAACUGUUUGGUUUUUUAAAUCCGUGCAGACCUGAGCGACUGGUUUGUGUUUUUGUUUUAGCUUGAACGUAAAAAUGUGUCUUUAGACGAAUGAGACUAAAAUAACAUGAAACCAACUUGAUGUGCAGCCGGUUUAUCAUCUGCUCCAGGAAGGAGGUUUCAUAAUGUGCUAUUAAACCAGAGACUGAGCAGUUAUGUUAUGUUAUUGAGUGAUGAGUUCACAUCCUGAACAGACUUCUCAUCUUCUCACUUCACUGCAGAACAACCAGUUUUAUAUGUUGUCAUUUUAUUUCAUGUGCUUUGUUUUUCUUUAAUUUACUUUUUUUUUUUUUAAAUGAAUUAAAUUUAGUCCAGAUACAAAAGAAGUGAAACAAUAUCUGUUAUUUUUACAUAACUACUAAAAACACAAGUGUAUGUAAUAACCGUGAAUGUAAUAAUAAUGUAAAUGGCAGAAACGCUGUGAUAUUUUGCAAAGUGGAUGAAACCACUCGUGUAAAUGAAUUGUACAUUUUGUUAUAAUGUGAAUAUUAUUUCAUUAUUAAACUAAUUUACUGU
Pleuronectes platessa (European plaice) is the source of this 3607-nucleotide messenger RNA. RefSeq names its product VPS9 domain containing 1 (gene vps9d1). Gene Ontology annotation, biological process: vesicle-mediated transport. Lineage: Eukaryota; Metazoa; Chordata; Actinopteri; Pleuronectiformes; Pleuronectidae. Gene Ontology annotation, molecular function: guanyl-nucleotide exchange factor activity; small GTPase binding. The transcript is spliced from 17 exons. Gene Ontology annotation, cellular component: endocytic vesicle; cytosol. The coding region runs from base 415 to 2475 and encodes 686 amino acids. The record is from RefSeq and is a predicted model, not a curated record.